This is a messenger RNA of Salmo salar (Atlantic salmon), 1919 nucleotides long. Its product is annotated as zinc finger protein Gfi-1. Gene Ontology annotation, biological process: regulation of transcription by RNA polymerase II. The record is from RefSeq and is a predicted model, not a curated record. Gene Ontology annotation, molecular function: DNA-binding transcription factor activity, RNA polymerase II-specific. Gene Ontology annotation, cellular component: nucleus. Lineage: Eukaryota; Metazoa; Chordata; Actinopteri; Salmoniformes; Salmonidae.
UACAAUCAGAAACGGAGAGCGUGGGGGGCAGUGGUCCCAUUGGCCACCUGCCUCACAUGCUCACAAAACCUUGUAAACGCGCAGGUGCCUUUUCAACCAAUGGUGUUUAAAUCUUUCCGGAGAUAAAAUAGGCGGUGUGGACGGAGAGGAUUUCAUCACAAGUGACCAGGGACCUUGAGAGUCACGCAGCGAAUAGUAACCAUGCCGAGGUCAUUUUUGGUGAAGAGUAAACGGGCACAUAGCUACCACCAACCCCGAUACCUGGAUGAUGAGUACAUAAGACUGGAUACUAAUGUAUCCCUUAUAUGCGCAGAGCGCAAACCGCAGGCUGAGGGGAGCUGUGACGCCCAGGAUGCUCAUAACCAUGGCAAGCUCUCCCCCGAAUCCUAUCUAGUGCGCACGGCUGACAUGUUCUCCACCUCCCCGCUGAGCUGCGAGGGCAACGUGUGCGACCGCUUCCCGGACUAUGACUGCUACUGGCGCCCUCCAUCUCCAUCUGCAUCACAAGAUUCGGAACAAUGUUUCACUCCGUCACUAGACAACGCUCACCCUUUCGCCAUUCCAUUCCGCCCUUAUGCCUGGACUACCUACUCUGGCUCCAAGCUCAGGCACCUUGUGCAGCGAACAUACCAACACAAUCUCUCCACAACUCUGGAGCCUGACACACAGAUGGGUAUCGAUGGAUCCGAGGAUGGUGCCUCCAAAUCCCCUAUUUACGCACAGCGGGGCCCGCACACAGGAUUUUACCGGGACUUUGGGUCUACGGUGUUCCCUACCUAUAAAAUGUGGGACGCCGACCAAUUAUACUCGGACCUCAAGGUCUCUGAAAUCAAGUCUAAAUCCGAUCUCAUCUGUUCCCGUAUAGAACCAAGCAGAUCGUACAAAUGCAUCAAGUGUUGCAAGGUCUUCUCGACACCGCACGGUUUGGAAGUUCACGCCCGUCGGUCGCACAGCGGAGCACGACCAUUCACCUGUGGAAUGUGUUGGAAAACAUUUGGGCACGCAGUGAGCUUGGAACAACAUAAAGCCGUUCACUCACAGGAGAGGAGCUUCGACUGCAAAAUCUGUUGCAAAAGCUUCAAGCGAUCGUCCACGCUGUCCACGCACCUGCUCAUCCACUCGGACACGCGCCCAUACCCCUGUCAGUACUGCGGUAAGAGAUUCCAUCAGAAGUCGGACAUGAAGAAACACACCUUCAUCCAUACAGGUGAGAAACCGCACAAGUGCCAGGUAUGCGGGAAGGCCUUCAGUCAGAGCUCCAACCUCAUCACGCACACACGCAAGCACACGGGCUAUAAACCGUUCUGCUGCGACCUCUGCGUCAAGGGAUUCCAACGGAAAGUGGAUCUGAGGAGGCACAAGGAUACACAACAUGGAUUUAAAUGAAAAACUGUGAACAGCAAAAAUUGUGCUGGAGGAUUGAGAAGAAAAUAGCUAAUAUGGAAGUAAAUAUGUCAAAUUUCAGAGGAAGGAUGUCACGCCCUGACCUGAGAGAGACGUUUUAUUUCUCUAUUUUGUUAGGUCAGGGUGUGGGGUGGGGAUUCUAUGUGUUAUAUUUCUAUGUUGUCUUUUUCUUUGAUUGGCCUAGUAUGGUUUCUAAUCAGAGGCAGCUGUCUAUCGUUGUCUCUGAUUGGGAAUCCUACUUAGGCAGCCCUUUUCCCCUCCUUCAGUGUGGGAUCUUGUUUUUGUACAGCUUAGUAUAGCCUGCAGAACGUGACGUUCGUUUUCCAUUGUUUUGAUUUAGUGUUCUGAGUUAAAAUAAAUUUUGAACAUAAGCACUCACCACGCUGCACCUUGGUCUCCUCAUUACGACGGUCGUCACAGAAGAUCCCAACACAAUAAGACCAAGCAGCGUGGUAUGGACCAGUGGACAUGGGAGGAGAUUCUGGACAGGAAAGGACCCUGGAGUCAGGCUGGGG